This is a messenger RNA of Truncatella angustata, 699 nucleotides long. RefSeq lists its product as uncharacterized. The record is from RefSeq and is a predicted model, not a curated record. Lineage: Eukaryota; Fungi; Ascomycota; Sordariomycetes; Amphisphaeriales; Sporocadaceae. The transcript has a single exon. Bases 47 to 241 code for a protein of 64 amino acids.
GAAUUGCAUUGUCCAUGGGUCGUGCUCAAAUAGGUGCCUUUUUCUGAUGACGAAACUGCAUCUCUUCAACCACUGUUCACCGUACACGUUUCUCAGCCCACCAGUUCUGGAGGGUGUUCUCGUCUGCCAUGCAGGAACCCUCAAGUCACACCACAUGGAGUAUUUAAAGCUUCAUCUUAAAAUAGAAGCUCGUCCCUCUAUAACCGCCAGUAUCUCAAUUGGACUGUUGUCCUGUGUUUGACUGCACUGCAGGUCAUCAGAUUGUGUGUCUGGUUCCACGCGAGAGGAUAGACAGUAUACUUGCGGUGUGUACAGUAUACUCCAACACGAUCUAGCGGGUCACAGUGAUUUGCUCCGUCUGUGGGGCCAGCUUGCUUGCACGAUUAUGGGGAUGACCGGGGACAAAAUAGAACUUCGCCUGGCGAAUCUGCAAGGCUCCGUGUAUACCUUCACCAACUUUAUAAAUUCCAAGGUUGUAACUAGUUGACCUUGUACAGGAAGGCUGGAUCCAGUCAUAAUUUUAAGUCGUUUUCCGUAUUGUUAUUGCCCUGAUGCCCCAGCUGUUCCUAAAUGUGACUCAGCAAGGGAGUAUACGAUUAGUCUUAUUCCCACGACCCAGGUCCUCUAGUAUAGAUUCGGUCAUUGCCCCUUGUCCUUUCGUGCCAUACCUUCGCAAAGCUCUCUAUUAGGCACACAUAC